GAGAGUUAAAUCAAAUAUCAAACCCUUCAUUGUGCAAUAAUGAUCAUUAUUUACUUAUUUUUAAUGAAAACAUUAAUUGUCGUUUGGUUCCGAUCCGUUCCCUCACGACGCUUGUAUCGAUCUGUGACGCGUCGACUAUUUUUAGCCGCUAGCAAAAUGGCAGGCAUGGAUGUAAACAUGUGCGCCGAGAUGUUGUGGAUUGAUACUAUGCGUGUGGAUGUCGAACUAUGCAGGAGAUAUGUGAAUGUGGCUCUAAAUAAACCAACAGACCAGCAGUUCCCAUAUAAACCAGGAGACGACACCUAUGACUCAAGCAAUGCUGUAGACGGACUGAAGGCAGAUCUGACCUUGAAUGGAGGACAGUGUGUAUAUUCAGAACCCAAUAGAACUGCCACCUGGUGGGUGAACCUGACGAGCAUCCACAGCAUCCACCACAUUACCAUCUACUUUAUGACAGGCACUUAUCCAUGGGGACCCUCUAAUCCAUACACGUCGUCUUUUCUGGGAUUCUCGUUGUAUGUGUCAAAUACUACGGAUAUGUCACAAGGAAUAUUAUGUUUCAAAGACAGAAAAUUUUCUACACGUACAAUCCCUGCUGUGUUUACCACAAACUGUUCCAUGCCUGGUCAAUACGUUAUAUACUACAACGAGAGACUGAUGAAUGUUUCAUAUCCUAAGAAGUAUUCUCCAUUUGUCCAGAGCAACCUAUGCGAGGUUGAAGUAUAUGAAUGUAGCCCAGGGAAUUAUGGAAUUAACUGUCUACAGAAAUGUGGUGAAUGCCGAGGGAAGUCUCCGUGUAACAAGAUAAACGGAUCCUGUCCGGAUGGUUGUUCUGCAGGAUACAUCGGUUCACUCUGUUCUGAACAAUGUAGCCCAGGGAAUUAUGGAAUUAACUGUCUACAGAAAUGUGGUGAAUGCCGAGGGAAGUCUCCGUGUAACAAGAUAAACGGAUCCUGUCCGGAUGGUUGUUCUGCAGGAUACAUCGGUUCACUCUGUUCUGAACAUUGUAAAGAAACGUUCUAUGGUAAAAACUGUGCACUAAAAUGUAGCAAAAACUGCACUCACCAGAGAUGCCAUCAUGUGACCGGGGUUUGUAAUCCUGAUGAACAGAGCAACUACAUGAAUAACAGAACUGAAUGGAUUGUUUUCGUCGUUUUUUUUUAUUGUUGUCGUCGUUUGUUGGAUGAUAGCUAUUGCCAUAGUUGCUAUCGCCUUCUUUAAGAGUUGGAAACGUAAAACAAAGAAACCGACAGAAGGCAGUGACGGGAACGACGAAACGGACGGAAGAGUAAAACAAGGAGGAGAGAUGACAAUGAGCAAGAAGAUGACACGGCUUUGUGUCAGGUGGAGUUAUACUCAAUGACCCAAGGAGAAGAGGAGAAAUUAGAACAAUGGGGCGACCGUGUCAUGGAGAUUGCACAGCGGGCUCGAGGCUCAAAAGUCCCAGGAGAGGUGCUUCAGGAGCAGGCAGUUUUGCUCUUUUCAAUGAGUUGUCAGGGCACGAGAGCGAGUACAAUGUUGAUUGAAAGCCCCCCUCCCCAUCCUCUGUAUGAGGCCGUGUACUAUGUGAAGAUUUAGCUUAGCCAUCAAGCCCUUAACCCGUGUCGAAGGGAAGUGCGUAUUGUUUCAGUGGACAGUCAGUAACGAGGACUGGGUUGUAACUCUUGCAGAAAGGUUACUCCACCUAACCGUGGGAUAUAUACAUCUGGAAAAGGCAAGCAUUAUCUGUGGUACGGUCAUUGCCUUAACUGCAAGCAGCAGGGACAUUUUAGAAGGGAAUGGCAUGAGUCCUCAGCUCGUCUAGAUUUGCAGGUUCCAGGCCAGAAGUCCGAUUUUGUGGAAGCGGAUGUUAGGGGACCACUACACCUGCAGGGAUUGUAUGGGACAUCCAUGAGCAGGUACCUCUUGAUCGAUGUGAGAGGACGGCGUGACCUAUGCCAUGGACCUAGCCUAUUGCGUUCUCUGUUUUCUGGAAAAGAUGAUGGAUGUUGCGUUUGAUCAUUGCGAUGACUCUGAAUAAACUCUCCAUUGUGAUGUGAUUGAUUGCAUGACUGUUAACGUAUUUGUGUAAAGGUUUAUUUAUAUGUCCCAUUGUCCGUCUAUGAAUCAAGUGUUUAACAUUUUGUAGACUUAAAUGAAGUCAACAAAUUUAUUAUGUAGUAAUCAUGUGUGACAUCGAAUUCCUACAGUAACUCUAUACUUACGAACAAAUUGACAAACAUGUAGCGCCGACUAAGGCCCAUCAAUUUUCUGCACCGUUUUGUAAAUAUCAUGCAUCAAAAAAUAUUAUCAAAUGCUUUAACUUGUAAAACAAAUUGAUAUAAUCAAUGCAUUGUUACGUUAAUUUUCGUUUCUCAAAAUCCCUCUGAAAUCUAUACUCAAAUCUGAUUGGCUAAGGAUAGGAUAGGAUAUGAUGAAAUUGAAUUUCAAUCAUGUACCGUGCAUCCUAUCCUAUCCUUGUCAACUUUCAUGAUGGCAACAAUCUCUUUGAGAAUGACGAUAACGAUAUCAAUGAAAAGAUAAAC
Messenger RNA from Magallana angulata, 2525 nucleotides. RefSeq lists its product as uncharacterized. The record is from RefSeq and is a predicted model, not a curated record. Bases 40 to 1221 code for a protein of 393 amino acids. Gene Ontology annotation, molecular function: scavenger receptor activity. Lineage: Eukaryota; Metazoa; Mollusca; Bivalvia; Ostreida; Ostreidae. The transcript is spliced from 10 exons.